AUGGCAACCCCUUCGCAACUCAUGAACGCAACAUGGUUCCUAGAACUGUUUGCAGACGAGUUUGUGCAGACGGACGCCGCGCGUCACCACUACCCUGCCCAUGCACUUUGCCUCGUUAACCUGGCCUUCAAUGCUGUAUUUUCACGAGUACUCUACAACAUCGUGCAUGUAGAGGAAUAUGCCGAUGACACAGCUGCGAGCCUCCGCAUGCUGCAGCAAGCAGCGCAGAGUCAGCAUCUCGCUGCCACCAAGACACUGGAGAUUGUAUUCCUGGACCAUACGGGCACAUGCAGAAAGAAAAACUCCAUAAACCAUGGCAAUCUCAAAAGAUUUCGAGCCUUGAUUGCAGAUCUAUUCGACAAGAUGCCCAACUUAGCCCGUUUACACUGCACCAAUUACGCAAGCUUUGACGACAAGUGGAUGCGGGAUAUGGAGGAGCUGCCCAAGUUGGAGUCACUCAUACUGCACGACAUGUCUGCCGACGACCAGUCAGAGAUGAUUGUGGCCGACAAAACCCGCGCGGAGAACCCCGCCUAUUUCCGUGGCCCGUCGUCCUUUUCGGCCCUGAAGAGUCUGAAGCUGCUAGAAAUGCAAUAUGGAAUCGUAGACUGGCCAAAGUACAUUGCCUCUUUCAUGCUUCACGCCCGCGGCCUCGAGGAGCUCGAGCUAACAGCGUACUAUGAAGAGUGCGACGACACGCUCGUGAAGGCGUGUGAGAACUAUGCCUCCCGCUGCGAGGACGGGCGUCGCGUGCGACUCAAGACGCUGCGUCUUGGCAAGCAGAUGCACACGCCGACGGUCCAUGUUUUGCGCAAGGCAUUUGACCUGUCGGCGCUGGAAACAAUCGACGUCACCGAGUGCGACUACGGCCUCGCUGUUGUCGAGCCGGAUGUGCUUGAGGUCUGCGACCCGGCGGUGACCCCGAACCUACGGAGCAUCACAAUUGGCGAAUUGGCGUAUGAUAACUGGCGCCGCAUCACAAAAGUAACAACAGGCCGCAGUUUCUUCCGCGCAGACUGCGCCGGGUUUUGGCAUGAGAACGAGCUCGGGCGCAAUGUCUAUGAGCUGGCCAAGCUCAACAGAGCACCGCAGCUGCGGCUAUCUUACCCUAGAACCGAGGAGGGCUGUGACUAUGGAACGCUCCUGAAAUGUGUCAGUAACUGCGACUGGCUGACGCACCUUGCGCUGUAUCUGAUGCUGGAUGAUGAACCCGGCAACGAUCGGGCGCAAUCGACGCAACCGAUGCAGCCGACGCUUGAGCAGCUCGAGGCCGCGCUGCCGGCCCUCUGCGAGGUUCUCGCCACGCUUUCGCGGCUUAGAGUGCUACAGGUUCAUCUAGCCACUAACAGUCAAGUGUUUAAAAAAGUUGGGCAUCUGGAGCACUCGAUCAUGGCGACGAAGAUGAUGGCCAAGGCAUGCCCGGCGCUGCAGUACAUCAACAUCGGCCGCAUGACCUUUGUGACGACGUGGCCAACACCCGCUCCGGCGUCGGCGGAAGAGUUGGAGCCUGUCGUGCGCAAGAUGAACAUGUUGACAGAGUCGGCAGAAGCGGUGCUAUUCUUUGAAGCCGAUUCCGAUGUAUAG
This is a messenger RNA of Akanthomyces muscarius, 1584 nucleotides long. RefSeq lists its product as uncharacterized. Bases 1 to 1584 code for a protein of 527 amino acids. The record is from RefSeq and is a predicted model, not a curated record. NCBI's taxonomy places the organism in Eukaryota, Fungi, Ascomycota, Sordariomycetes, Hypocreales, Cordycipitaceae. The transcript has 3 exons.